AUGAAGCUGGCCUGCAUCGCUGCUGCCUUGACCGCCACUUUCGCUCCGGUGCGAGCUAUCUGGCCGUUGCCCCAGAGCCUCACGAACGGUUCCACGGCGCUGCGCCUAUCGUACGGCUUCCAUAUUGUUGCGGACUUCCCGCAUGCAGCGUCAGACGUGUACGAUGCCAUCGAGCGCACAAAGACUUACCUCUUCACGGAUAACCUCGAGCGGCUCGUCGUGGGACGCGGUUCUGGCGAUGUCAGCUCUUUUGAGACGUCGCAAUACUUGAACCAGUUGCAGCUCUCGCUCGCGCCUGGUUCGUCCGUGCUCUCUAUCACCGAGGAGGCUCAGAAACCGCUUGAUGAACGGGACGAGGCGUAUAACUUGACUGUGCCAAGUGAUGGUUCUCCAGCUACGAUCACGGCUACUUCGACACUCGGGCUGUUCAGAGGUCUGACGACAUUUACGCAAUUGUGGUAUACCUACGAUGGCACCAUCUAUACGCUGUCUACUCCUCUACAGAUCGAAGACUAUCCUGCAUAUCCAUACCGCGGUUUAUUGCUUGACACCGCUCGUAACUAUUUCCCCGUGUCCGAUAUUUUGCGUACGUUGGAUGCUGCAGAAUUGGUCAAGAUCAACCAGUUCCACUGGCAUGUAGUCGACAGCCAGAGUUUCCCGCUCAUUAUUCCUGGCUUCGAAGAGCUUGCAACCUACGGUGCUUAUUCCGCAUCGAUGGUAUAUACCCCAGCAGACGUGGCGAACAUUAUCUCAUACGCUGGCGCACGCGGUAUCGAUGUCAUGGUCGAAAUUGAUACUCCUGGCCAUACUGCGGUUAUCGCUGAUGCUCACCCGGACUUCGUUGCGUGCAACCAGGCCACCCCUUGGGCUUCAUACGCAAAUGAGCCUCCCGCUGGUCAACUACGAUUUACGAACGAGACAGUCGCGCAAUGGACGGCCUCGCUCUUCGCAGAGGUCGCCAAGAUGUUCCCAUCUUCCAUCAUCAGCACAGGUGGAGAUGAGAUCAACAUGCCAUGUUACAACGAUGAUUAUGAGACGCAGCUGGACCUUAAUACGACUGCACGCACGUUCAACGAUGCUCUGGCCAACUUUACGGCGGCGACACACGAUGUCAUCUAUGCCGCUGGCAAAACGCCUGCGGUCUGGGAAGAACAAAUUUUGAACUACAACUUAUCACUUCCGACUAAUACUUACGUCCUGGUCUGGAUUUCCUCCGACGAUGUGCUCGCUGUCGCAGAGAAAGGAUAUCCGAUCAUUCAUGCAGCUUCGAACUACUUCUAUCUUGACUGUGGAGGUGGCGGAUGGGUAGGAGAUUACCCGGCUGGCAACAGCUGGUGCGAUCCAUUCAAAACCUGGCAAUACUCUUAUUCGUUCGACCCCAUUGCAAACCUCACGGCUGAACAAGCCAAGCUUGUGAAAGGCGGUCAGCAAAACCUGUGGACUGAACAGUCGAGCCCAUCCAACUUGGACCCCGUCGUUUGGCCUCGCGCUGCGUCCUCGGCGGAGCUCUUCUGGAGUGGGCCGUUUGGCAAUGUUGACUUGGCGCUGCCUCGCCUGCACGAAGUCUCGUUCCGUAUGCAGCAGCGCGGUAUCCACACCAUUCCGCUGCAACCCCUCUGGUGUGCGCUGAGGCCCUACGCCUGUGACCUUACAGCGUGA
This is a messenger RNA of Sparassis crispa, 1659 nucleotides long. RefSeq names its product Beta-hexosaminidase. Gene Ontology annotation, biological process: carbohydrate metabolic process; glycosaminoglycan metabolic process. Gene Ontology annotation, cellular component: membrane. The transcript is spliced from 11 exons. Gene Ontology annotation, molecular function: beta-N-acetylhexosaminidase activity. NCBI's taxonomy places the organism in Eukaryota, Fungi, Basidiomycota, Agaricomycetes, Polyporales, Sparassidaceae. The coding region runs from base 1 to 1659 and encodes 552 amino acids. The record is from RefSeq and is a predicted model, not a curated record.